Beauveria bassiana ARSEF 2860 is the source of this 1248-nucleotide messenger RNA. RefSeq lists its product as uncharacterized. NCBI's taxonomy places the organism in Eukaryota, Fungi, Ascomycota, Sordariomycetes, Hypocreales, Cordycipitaceae. The coding region runs from base 1 to 1248 and encodes 415 amino acids. The record is from RefSeq and is a predicted model, not a curated record. The transcript has a single exon.
AUGGCGAGCUCGGUAGAGCAGCAGAUUCGCAACGCCGGAGAGCGCAACAGCCAACUCCUCGAGACACUCGCCAGCACGGACGGCGCGGCAUCAGCACUCGCCCAGCACCAGCGCUUCCAGCAAGAUUUGCAAGACCAGCUCAAGCAGUCCAACCAGCGCCUCCAAAAGCUCCAAGCCCAGCGGCAGAGACGUCUGAGCGAGCACGAAAAAUACCGCGACAGCCACGUGCGUCGCUUCAUGUUCAAAGCGUCUGGAAAACGCGAAAAGUUUGCCCAGCGCGCCGAGGACGGCGAGCGCGAGUAUUUCAAAGUCCUGCAAGACGCGCAGCAGGAGCAGAGCAUCCACGCCGCCAUUACGGCGCAAGCCCAGGAAGCGCAGCGCGCCGAGGCAGAGCUGCAGGCGCACGCGGACCAGCACGAGGCCGCGCAGAAGGAGCUCGACGCGCUGUACGCGCGCAUCUUUGACGGGCCGACGCCGCAGUUUCCAGAGGAAGACGCGCGCGAGCAGCGGUACAUGGCGGCGCUGCAUGCGCACGGCCGGACGCGCAGGCGGUUCGACGCCGAGACGCAGGCGGUCGCGCAGCUUAAUCUGGCGGACCGCGCCAUGACGCAGGCGCUGUACGAGGUUGCGCAGGCGCUGGGAUACUCGCGCAUGGACAUGUUUGGCAGCGGCGGCGCCAUGUCGGACAUGAUGGAACGCAGCCACUUGGCGCGCGCCGACGGGCUGGCGCGAAUGGCGCGCGCCCACGCGGAGCGGGCUCGGCGCGUGUCGUCGAAGGUUGGCGAGCUGCCUCCCGUGCGCAUCAAUCAAGGCAACAUCAUGUCCGACGUCUUUUUUGAUAAUAUAAUCACAGACUAUGCGUUUCACCAGGAGAUUCGCCGUGGACAGCAGGAGCUGAAGCGCUGCUACGAUAGUCUUCAGAACAUGGGCGACGCGGCUGAUGCGCGCAGAAGGAAUCUUGAGGCGCAGCUGGGCAGGCAGGUGCUGGAAUUGAAGACGGCGAGGGCGGACUUGCAGCGUGCGAGGGAGGAGGUGUUUCGAUUGGUGCUGCGGAGGGAAGCGAGUGGUGGUGGUAGUGGUGAAGGUGGCGGUCAUGGGACAGGUGACGACUUGGAGAUUAUAGGCGUUGCCGAGGCGCCACGACGAAUAGACUCUUUGCCUCCGGCUUACGAUGUGGUUAUGGAGGGAGACGCCGCGCCGGCUUACGAUGCUGGGAGUGGUUCAAGUGCUGCACUGAACAGGUCAUGA